Molecule: messenger RNA, 1072 nt
Organism: Pistacia vera
Lineage: Eukaryota; Viridiplantae; Streptophyta; Magnoliopsida; Sapindales; Anacardiaceae
Product: methylsterol monooxygenase 1-2-like
Exons: 5
Coding region: 14-850 (278 amino acids)
Biological process (GO): sterol biosynthetic process
Molecular function (GO): C-4 methylsterol oxidase activity; iron ion binding
Source: RefSeq, a predicted model, not a curated record
AUUUCAGAAAACAAUGUUGCCCUACUUGAAUCUGCAAGAUGCAGAGGCUGGUUUAGGCAGAGAGCUUAGUUUUGCAGAGAAAAUAUGGUUUAACUAUUCAGCCAACAAACAUGACUUUGUUCUUCACUCUCACAACAUCAUUUUCUUGUGCUUCUUUUACUCCUUAGUUCCUCUACCAUACAUGUUAGUGGAGCUUAGUCGUUCCAAGAAAAUAAUGAAGUAUAAAGUUCAACCCAAAGUCCAGAGGUCAUUCUGGGAUAUGUUCAAGUGCUACAAAGAUGUCAUGAAAUCUUUCCUGAUUGUUGUCGGUCCUCUGCAAAUACUCUCUUAUCCUACUAUAAAUUUGAUCGGAAUUCGGACUGGUUUGCCAUUACCUUCUUUGUGGGAAUUGUUGCUGCAAUUGGGGGUUUACUUUUUAGUAGAAGAUUACGUGGGCUAUUGGGUUCAUCGAUGGUUGCAUACAAAAUGGGGGUACGAGAACAUCCACCAUGUACACCAUGAAUAUAGAGCUCCAAUAGGAUUCUCAGCACCGUAUGCUCAUUGGUCAGAGAUUUUGAUCCUGGGCUUUCCAGCAUUUCUUGGUCCUGCAUUAAUUCCUGGCCACAUCAUCACAUACUGGUUAUGGUUCAUUUUGAGGCAAAUGGAAGCCAUUGAUACUCAUAGCGGAUACGAAUUCCCUUGGACAAAAUAUAUUCCCUUCUAUGCAGGAGCCAAGUUCCAUGAUUAUCAUCACUAUGUGGGACGUCAAAGUCAGAGCAACUUUUCAUCUGUAUUCACGUACUGUGAUUACCUUUAUGGAACAGAUAAGGGUUACCGGUGUUAUAUGGUUCUCGCCAACAAGGGCGAUUAGAAGUUAGAAGCGACAACAUCAGAACGGAGACAGAUAUUACUUUCUUGCAGAAAAUCUCAGUGUCAAAGUUCUGAGUAAUUUGUUUUUAUAUAAUAUCCUUGUCAGCAUUCUGAAAGCUGUGUAUUGGAUAAAUGCUAGAAUUACGUGUGUAUUACUUGCAGAAAAUCUUAGGUGGUGUUUUACUUCGUAAAAUAUGGGAAUGGGAAAAAGGAUUGUAUGGAG